Molecule: messenger RNA, 573 nt
Organism: Aegilops tauschii subsp. strangulata
Lineage: Eukaryota; Viridiplantae; Streptophyta; Magnoliopsida; Poales; Poaceae
Source: RefSeq, a predicted model, not a curated record
AUGGAUGACGGCAGUGGUCUGAAUAUUCUUUACGCUGAAACUCUGAAGGGGAUGGGCAUUCCGAUGUCCAAACUUAGUGAGAGCAACAUGAGCUUUCACGGCGUCAUCCCUGGAAAGAAGGCUGAAUCACUCGGCCAGAUAACUCUUGACGUGAUUUUCGGUGAUUCGAAGAAUUACCGUAAGGAAAAGUUGACGUUUGAAGUGGUAGAUUUUCAAAGUGCUUAUCAUGCUAUUCUGGGCAAGCCUACAUAUGCUCGUUUCAUGGCUCGACCAUGUUACGUCUAUCUUAAGUUGACGAUGCCUGGUCCCAGAGGUGUGAUCACAGUUACUGGUAAUCGGCAGAAAGCAGAGGAGUGCCUUCAGAAGGGCUCAAAAAUUGCUGAUGAACAGAUGGCAGCAGUUGAAAUGCAGGAAUAUCAGAAGAAUGUUGAUCCGAGUGAGUUGCUCUGGGCUAAGAAGCCUACCUCAGAGUCCGCAUUUCAGUCGUCCGGUCAAACAAAGUCAGUUCAUAUUCACCCGACCGAUCCCAAUGCUGCACCGACUCAUAUUUCAACGAUGCUGGACAGCAAAUAG